AUGCCUCACAAAAAACUAGCACCUAAGUGGACAAGCGAUGCCCAUAGAUCUCAUGUAAUGACGAUAGGAAAAAAUACGGCUUAAAGAAUAGUAAGACAAGGCAAUGUGAACCCCUUAUAUGCCGCAUUUGGAAGAGUAGGGUAAACUGGACUUCCUGACAUGAGAUAUAAGUCCAACUAUUCAAAGUGGUAAUCAAGCAGAUUCUUUGAUUGA
Stylonychia lemnae is the source of this 213-nucleotide messenger RNA. The record is from the annotation of a GenBank genome assembly. Lineage: Eukaryota; Ciliophora; Spirotrichea; Sporadotrichida; Oxytrichidae.